Miscanthus lutarioriparius is the source of this 2214-nucleotide messenger RNA. The record is from the annotation of a GenBank genome assembly. Lineage: Eukaryota; Viridiplantae; Streptophyta; Magnoliopsida; Poales; Poaceae.
AUGGCCCAGCAUAUAUACGCCACCAGCUGCGGCCGCUGCGGGUGCGCCCGCCCCGCGAUCUCGCUACUACUGCCUGCGCCGACCCUCCUCCCUCUCGCCUCCUCCUCGUCUCGGUUGCGGCGCCGGAGGGGUCCCAUGGGCGCGAGCGACCACCUGGGCCUGGCGGCGGCGGCCAAGCCGCGGAACGGCAGCAGGCCGUGCGCGGCCGUGCUGGGCGAGCCGCUGCCGGCGCUCGACGACCCCGGCCUCCUCGUCCACCCCAGCGCCGAUUUCGCCGCCCAGGCGCUCGUCUCCUCCACACAGCAGUACCGGGAGAUGUACCAAAAGUCGAUCGACGACCCAGCUGGGUUCUGGUCCGAGAUCGCGGAUGAGUUCUACUGGAAGCAGAAGUGGAGCCCUGAUGAAGUUUGUGCCGAGAACCUCGACGUGACCAAGGGGCCGAUCAAGAUUGAAUGGUUCAAGGGGGGAAAGACCAACAUAUGCUACAAUGCGGUGGACCGCAAUGUGGAAGCUGGGAAUGGGGACAAGAUCGCCAUGUACUGGGAGGGGAAUGAGCCCAGUCAGGAUGGGAAGCUCACCUACUCUGAGCUCCUGGAAAAGGUUUGCCAGCUGUCGAAUUACUUGAAAAGCGUCGGCGUUGGAAAGGGUGAUGCCGUGGUGAUCUACCUACCAAUGUUGAUGGAGCUGCCGAUUGCAAUGCUUGCAUGUGCCCGCAUCGGUGCUGUUCACUCGGUUGUGUUUGCUGGCUUCUCAGCCGAGGCACUGGCCCAACGAGUUAUUGAUUGCAAGCCUAAGGUUGUUAUUACCUGCAAUGCUGUGAAAAGGGGGAUGAAAAUCAUCCCUCUCAAAGAUAUAGUAGAUGCAUCUCUGGACGAAAGUGCAAAGAAUGGAGUUGAUGUAGGCAUUUGCUUGACAUAUGAAAACCAGUCCGCGCUGAAUAAAGUAGACACGCGAUGGAAAACAGGAAGAGAUGUUUGGUGUCAGGAUGUUGUGCCCGAUUUCCCAACUAAAUGCGAUGUGGAAUGGGUUGAUGCAGAGGAUCCACUGUUUCUUUUGUACACAAGUGGCAGCACAGGAAAGCCAAAGGGUGUGUUGCAUACAACUGGGGGCUAUAUGGUCUACUCUGCUACAACAUUUAAGCAUGCAUUUGACUACAAGCCAACAGACAUAUACUGGUGCACUGCAGAUUGUGGCUGGAUUACUGGACAUAGUUAUGUGACAUAUGGUCCACUAUUGAAUGGAGCCACAGUUCUUGUUUUCGAAGGGGCUCCAAAUUACCCUGAUCCUGGUCGCUGUUGGGACAUUGUUGAUAAAUAUGGAGUGACAAUAUUUUAUACUGCACCAACACUUCUACGCUCACUUAUGCGUGAUGGUACUGAGUAUGUUGCUCGGUACUCUCGCAAGUCCCUCCGAGUGCUUGGAAGUGUGGGUGAGCCAAUCAACCCCACCGCAUGGAGGUGGUUCUAUGAUGUUAUUGGCGACUCACGAUGCCCUAUAUCAGAUACUUGGUGGCAGACUGAAACUGGGGGAUUCAUGAUCACUCCUUUACCUGGUGCUUGGCCUCAAAAGCUAGGAUCAGCAACAUUUCCUUUCUUCGGUGUGCAGCCAGUCAUUGUUGAUGAGAAAGGUCGGGAAAUGGAAGGAGAAUGCAGUGGAUAUCUUUGCAUAAAGAAAUCGUGGCCUGGGGCUUUCCGGACUUUAUAUGGAGAUAAAGAGAGAUAUGAGACGACAUACUUCAAACCAUUUGCUGGAUAUUAUUUCUCGGGUGAUGGCUGCAGCAGGGAUAAAGAUGGCUACCACUGGCUGACUGGAAGAGUUGAUGAUGUUAUCAAUGUGAGUGGACACCGGAUUGGGACAGCAGAAGUUGAGUCUGCUCUGGUUUCACAUCCAAAAUGUGCCGAGGCUGCUGUUGUUGGUAUUGAUCACGAGGUUAAAGGUCAGGGAAUAUAUGCUUUUGUGACUUUGGUGGAUGGUGUUCCCUACAGUGAUGAUCUACGGAAAAGUCUCGUUAUGACGGUCCGCAGUCAGAUUGGUGCGUUUGCUGCUCCUGACAAGAUCCACUGGGCACCUGGGCUCCCAAAGACACGAAGUGGGAAGAUCAUGCGAAGAAUCUUACGAAAAAUUGCAUCCAGGCAACUAGAUGAGCUUGGCGACACGAGUACUCUUGCUGACCCCGGUGUUGUGGACCAGCUGAUUGCGCUCAGUGACAGCUAA